CAGUCGCCGACAGCGAGCGCAGCUGUGACUGCCACGUCUGCUAUAUCAUCCACUGUAUACUGGCUAGGCAACACCGAGCAUGAUGCUGGGAGGGGCAUCAAAGCUGGAAAUGCUCGUACAAAGUGCCUGCGAUCCGACACUCCAUGAGCCCAACUACGCCAUUCACCUUGAGAUCGCUGAAUUAAUCAACACCAAGAAAGCUAAUACCCCUCGCGAAGCAGCGAUGCUCAUAGCACAUCUAUCAAACCACCGAAACCCGCAUAUCGCCAUCCUUGCACUCGCGCUUCUCGAUACCGUCGUCCAAUCGUGCGGCUACCCAUUUCACCUCCAGAUUUCAACCAAAGAAUUCCUGAACGAGCUCGUUCGUCGAUUCCCUGAACGCCCACCUCCUUUCCCUGGUCCAGUCAUGUCACGGAUUCUAGAGCUCAUCCAUCGAUGGAAGGAGGGUAUCUGCUCUGAUUCCCGCUGGAAAGAGGACUUGGGGAAUAUCAAGGAUAUGCACCGGCUUCUUACAUUCAAAGGGUACCGCUUUAGGGAGAUUCCCCGCCGCGUGGAAGCGCCCCCGACGAUGAAUAUUAAAUCUGCCGACGAGCUUGAGUCGGAAGAUCGAGAAGCACAAUCUGCUAAACUCCAGGAACUUAUCCGGAGAGGUACCCCGCGGGAUCUGGUAGCCGCGCAAGAACUCAUGAAGUCCCUCGCUGGCGCGAACCCGGAAGCAAAACCCGACUACCGCUCUCAAGCCAUGACAGAGCUCAAUAAGCUCGAGAGUAAAGUCAUUCUACUCAAUGAGAUGCUCGAUAACGUCGAUACUACACAAGGGGAGAAGUUCGCAUCGGGAGACGCGUAUGACCAAGUCGCAUCGAUAUUGAAGUCUGCCCGUCCGAAGCUCCAGAAAUGGGUCUCGGACGCAGAAACAGACGACCCUGAGUCGUUAGACGCCUUCCUCCAAAUCAACGACCGAAUCAAACAACGCGACUACAGCAUAUCCGCCGUCCCAGCUGAACUCGCACAAACUGAAGGGUCCCUCAUUAAUUUCGAUGAUACCUCGCAUUCAUCAUCACAAGUCGCACCAGUAGAUGAUCUAGCUUCAUUAUUUGCCUCGCCGCCACAACCCCAAUCUUAUGCCCGACCAUCAAGUGCUAGCGCAAUGUUCGCCUCACAACUCAGCGCCUCCUUGACGAACAACGCUUCUUCCUCUACUUCAUCACCCGUUCCGAAUACCCCAUCGCCACAGCCCCAGUUCGGGUCUAUCAUGCUCGCGCCUACCCCACCGCGGAUAACGUCACCCAGUUAUUUCGGGGGUAAUAACGGAGGUACGAGCCCUCCGAAUUCAAGCUCGUCGUUUGGAAUGGGUCCUCCUGGAUUGGGUAUGAGUAGGCCACCAGCGACAGGCAUGAGCACGGUGCAAAAUGGAGGUUUGGGUAUUCCUAUGAGCACACCGGGAUCAAGGGUGAGUAUGGGCGCGAUGAUGGGGCAGACGCAACCUACUUCGACGCCACCGACGCAGCAGGGGAAGGAUCCGUUUGCAGAUCUGGCGGGGUUGUUUUAGGUACCUGUCGUGUUGUGCUUGUGCUUUACAUGGGUGGGGUGAUCGAUACUCGAAUCCGGAUGUUGUGCGGUUUUGGAUCUUGUUAUUCUCGGAGGCAAAUAUAACUUGGACUGAAAUAGUAUUUAUUGCUCGACGUCUACAGAACGAUGACUGCUUGCUGGUAAUUUU
This is a messenger RNA of Suillus subalutaceus, 1717 nucleotides long. RefSeq names its product VHS-domain-containing protein. The record is from RefSeq and is a predicted model, not a curated record. Gene Ontology annotation, cellular component: trans-Golgi network. The transcript has 7 exons. NCBI's taxonomy places the organism in Eukaryota, Fungi, Basidiomycota, Agaricomycetes, Boletales, Suillaceae. Bases 80 to 1549 code for a protein of 489 amino acids. Gene Ontology annotation, biological process: Golgi to endosome transport; Golgi to vacuole transport; protein transport to vacuole involved in ubiquitin-dependent protein catabolic process via the multivesicular body sorting pathway. Gene Ontology annotation, molecular function: phosphatidylinositol binding; ubiquitin binding.